AUGAUUGAAGUUGAAGAGAAAGAUGACAAACCUAUAGAGGACAGGCAACAUCUGCCUUCAGUGGGAGAGCUCUCAGACCACAGUAGAGAGGAUUCUUUCAUUUCUUUGGAAAAUGACAAGGAUGAAACCUAUAUACCAGAAGAGGAGUCGACAUCUGAAGAAGAGUUGCAAUCGAACACCAUAGUAAGGACAUUACCACAACGGCAGAGAAGAGAACCAGACAGGUAC
Brenthis ino (lesser marbled fritillary) is the source of this 228-nucleotide messenger RNA. The record is from the annotation of a GenBank genome assembly. NCBI's taxonomy places the organism in Eukaryota, Metazoa, Arthropoda, Insecta, Lepidoptera, Nymphalidae.